Molecule: messenger RNA, 609 nt
Organism: Brassica napus (rape)
Lineage: Eukaryota; Viridiplantae; Streptophyta; Magnoliopsida; Brassicales; Brassicaceae
Exons: 2
Coding region: 123-539 (138 amino acids)
Molecular function (GO): zinc ion binding
Source: RefSeq, a predicted model, not a curated record
UAACAAGGCUACAAAUGUUAAUAGUCAAUACAAAUCUUAUGACUAUCACAACACAUACAAUUACACCAUAAAACCCGAUUAACAGUAGUCGUUUGCCCUAAACAUAAACUUAUAUAACACCAAUGACUAGAAACCCUACUUAUUUCAUCGUUUAUCUCUCCUCUCCGUCUUUCUCUCAUUCUCAAAAACCGAUCAUGACUAACAAUGGAGGGGUUCCUUCCAGAUGCUGGUGUGGGAAGGGGAUUGUCACAUAUGUUUCAAAAACGGAGGAGAAUCCAUACAGAAGAUUCUUCCGAUGUGAGAUUGGUCUGAAGAGAAAGAAAGAGCAACAUCUUUUCAAGUGGGUGGACGAGGCUCUGCUUGAUGAGAUACAAAUGAUGCAUGAGCAACAGUCGAGAAUGGCCGAAGAAAUUGAAGAUUUGAGAAGUUCCUUGAAAAUGACAGUAGAGGAAGCAGUUAUCGAGCAUAAGAAGUCGGGAGAUGUAGGACUAAUUGGAUCCAUUCUCACGUUUUUAUGUCUUUGUUCUAAAUUUGAUUGAUCUUCUAAUUGUUUUCUGAAUAUAUUUACUUUGUCAAAGAUUGAAUCAAUUUGAUAUUCAGUUGUGUUGU